Molecule: messenger RNA, 2153 nt
Organism: Notodromas monacha
Lineage: Eukaryota; Metazoa; Arthropoda; Ostracoda; Podocopida; Cyprididae
Source: the annotation of a GenBank genome assembly
AGUUUUUAAAGAUCCUGAUUCCGUGACUUCAAGCUUUACUUCAGUUAUACGCGUUCCGCCAUUAUUUUAUUGCCUCACGAUGUCGCGUGGAUACAGUAAUGGAAGGGGAUCUGGGAGGGACGACCGUGGUGGCGGAGGCCCUAUGAGAAGUCGACAGAACGGACGAUUUGAUUCCAGUUACCGUCCACCUUACGAUUUGCGCGAGUCUUCAUACAGGAGCGGUGGUGGAGGAGGAGGCGGGAAAAAGGAACUUGGUGAGAACCUCAAGCGUAUCAAAUGGGAUAUAUCCACAUUGAUUCCAUUUGAGAAGAAUUUCUAUGCUCCAACUACGAAAGUGAAUGCCCGCCCGGUUCCUGAAGUGGAUCACUACAGAGCGGAGCAUGAUAUCACCAUGGUGGGUCGAGACAUUCCAAAGCCGAUUAUCACCUUCGAAGAAGCAAAUUUGCCCGACUUCCUGAUGGAUGAGUUUCGGAAGCAGAAUUACAAGGCUCCAACUCCGAUCCAAGCACAAGGCUGGCCUAUGGCCCUCUCUGGUCGAGAUAUGGUUGGAGUUGCACAAACAGGGUCCGGCAAAACACUCGCCUACCUACUUCCUGCGUUCAUCCAUAUAAAGCACCAACCGCGUCUGGAGCGUGGAGAUGGGCCAAUAGUCGUUUGUUUAGCCCCUACCCGCGAACUUGCCCAGCAAAUUCAAGAAGUAGCAUCUCAGUUUGGACAGUAUUUCGAUGUCCGUUCCACUUGCGUUUUUGGCGGUGCUCCGAAAGGACCGCAGCUUCGUCUUUUGUCUCAAGGAGUUGAAAUUCUGGUCGCUACGCCGGGAAGGCUGAUUGAUUUCUUGGAAAUGGACCGUACAAACUUCCGCCGAACCACAUACCUUGUUCUCGACGAAGCUGAUCGCAUGUUGGACAUGGGAUUCGAGCCGCAGAUCCGCAAAAUCGUAAGCCAGAUUCGACCAGAUCGGCAAACUUUGAUGUGGAGUGCUACAUGGCCGAAGGAAGUGCGAAAGCUUGCUGAAGACUUUUUAACGGACUACAUCCAGGUGAACAUCGGUUCACUCCAGCUUGCCGCUAAUCACAAUAUUCUGCAAAUCGUUGACGUUUGUCAGGAAUGGGAGAAGGACGAAAAGUUGUUCCGUCUCUUGGAAGAAAUUAGUCAAAACCGAGAACGGAAGACCUUGAUCUUCACUGAGACUAAGAAAGGAGCGGAUGAAUUGACGAGGCGGAUGCGUCGACAAGGAUAUUCAGCUAUGACCAUUCACGGAGAUAAAUCGCAACCUGAAAGGGAUGCCGUUCUCAAUGAUUUCCGCUUUGGUAGGACAACAAUUUUGGUAGCAACGGACGUAGCAGCUCGUGGACUCGACGUAGACGACGUCAAGUUUGUCAUCAACUUUGAUUUCCCGAACUGUUCUGAAGACUAUGUUCAUCGUAUUGGUCGAACUGGAAGAUCGAACAAGACGGGUACAGCCUACACAUUUUUCACGGAGAACAAUGCGAAACAGGCCAAAGAUCUCGUGGCCAUACUGAGGGAAGCCAAUCAAGUGGUAAAUCCCAAGCUCAACGAGCUGGAAACCAGAUCUAGAACCAUGGGCAGUGGAACCAGAAGACGUUGGGGAGGCGGAGGUGGUGGCUCUUUCCGCGGCGCCUGUAAUGGCUACGGUGGACGCCGGGGUGGUGGCGGCAGUGGUGGAUAUCGUGGCGGCUACGGAUCGUAUUAGGAUCUUUUUCUAUUCGACGGUCGGAAUCGUGACAUUGCGUGAGCCACUAGCUGUCGGGAGUUAAAAACCGCUCUUUUUUCGAUUAUUCUGUUUCGCUUGUUUUGUCCGCCGUUUUAUUCCUACAUUUUGCAACUCGCUUGACGCUGUUGGCUACGCUGUGUUGAGACUUUAAUUCGGGUUAAGUAUUCGCCGGUGUACACUUGCGGAGACUAGGAGAGAAGGAAUUAUUCCGCAUUGGAUCUUGUUCAGUAUCUUUCCUGGUUCUCGCAAAUUUUGAACUGAUUAAGGUCGUUGCUUGGUGACUUCUUUUGAUUUUUUGUUGAAGAUUUGUCGUAAGCUUUUGAAGUCGCAUAAAGAAUUAGACCGAUAUGUUCUGUUUUGUGCACCUUUUUGAAUUCUCGCGAAGUUGGGAUCAAUAAUAAUUGGUUGUCAAUUGGAA